Octopus sinensis (East Asian common octopus) is the source of this 1573-nucleotide messenger RNA. Its product is annotated as ruvB-like 2. Gene Ontology annotation, cellular component: R2TP complex; Ino80 complex; Swr1 complex. Bases 40 to 1425 code for a protein of 461 amino acids. The record is from RefSeq and is a predicted model, not a curated record. The transcript is spliced from 15 exons. Lineage: Eukaryota; Metazoa; Mollusca; Cephalopoda; Octopoda; Octopodidae. Gene Ontology annotation, molecular function: ATP hydrolysis activity; ATP binding; DNA helicase activity. Gene Ontology annotation, biological process: regulation of transcription by RNA polymerase II; box C/D snoRNP assembly; chromatin remodeling.
UCAAAGGAAAGAAUAUAGAAAGACGCAGCAAAUACAAAAAUGGCAGCGCCUACUGUGCAGAAAGUUCAAGAAAUACGUGAAGUCACUAGAAUUGAACGAAUUGGUGCCCAUUCACACAUUCGUGGUCUUGGUCUCAAUGAUGCACUUGAAGCAAGAGAUAUUUCCCAGGGGAUGGUAGGCCAAAAUGCUGCUCGUAAAGCUGCUGGCAUCAUCAUGGAGAUAAUUAAAGAAGGAAAAAUUGCUGGCCGGUCAAUUCUAAUUGCAGGACAACCAGGUUCUGGCAAAACUGCAAUAGCAAUGGGCAUGGCUCAAGCUCUUGGAGUAAAUACACAGUUUACCAGCAUUGCAGGAAGUGAAAUAUUCUCUCUGGAAAUGAGUAAAACAGAAGCUCUAACCCAAGCUUUCCGCAAAUCUAUUGGUGUUAGGAUCAAAGAAGAAACAGAAAUCAUUGAAGGUGAAGUUGUUGAAAUUCAAAUAGAUCGACCAGCCACUGGUACCGGAGCUAAAGUUGGAAAAUUGACUCUGAAGACCACAGAUAUGGAAACAAUCUAUGACUUAGGACAGAAAAUGAUUGAAUCUUUAACAAAAGAGAAAGUGCAAGCUGGAGAUAUCAUUACAGUUGAUAAAGCUACGGGCAAAAUAUCUAAACUUGGAAGAUCUUUCACUAGAGCCAGAGAUUAUGAUGCUAUGGGGGCUCAGACACGCUUUGUGCAAUGCCCAGAAGGAGAAUUGCAAAAACGGAAAGAGGUUGUACACACAGUAACCUUACAUGAAAUUGAUGUCAUUAACAGUCGGACGCAAGGCUUUCUUGCAUUGUUUUCAGGUGAUACUGGUGAAAUAAAGGCUGAAGUAAGAGAGCAAAUUAACUGUAAGGUUGCUGAAUGGCGAGAAGAAGGAAAAGCUGAAAUUGUUCCUGGUGUAUUGUUCAUUGAUGAAGUGCAUAUGUUAGACAUUGAAUGUUUCUCAUUCUUGAACCGGGCUUUAGAAACUGAUAUGGCUCCUGUACUGGUAAUGGCUACAAAUCGUGGUAUCACACGAAUUCGUGGAACCCAGUAUUUAAGUCCUCAUGGUAUCCCAAUAGAUCUUCUGGACCGUUUACUGAUCAUUUCUACUUCUCCUUAUGAAGAUAAAGAAAUAAAACAGAUUCUCAAGAUCAGAUGUGAAGAAGAGGAUGUGGAAAUGAGUGACGAUGCCCUCACUGUUCUCACACGUAUUGGUAUGGAGACAUCUGUUCGUUAUGCUAUUCAGCUCAUUACAACAGCAAAUUUAGUAUGCCGGAAGCGAAAGGGUACUGAAGUUGAUGUGGAUGACAUAAAGAGAGUCUAUUCAUUGUUUUUGGAUGAGUCUCGUUCAACUCAAUUCCUCAAGGAAUACCAGCAAGAAUUUAUGUUUAAUGAACUUGCAGAAAACAUGGACACUAAUUAGGUGUGAGGAAGAAGAUAACGGAACACCUUGUAUCAACACCUGAAUGCAUUGCCAACUUGGUGUGAAGCUUUAUUUAGUACCAUUAAGAACUAUUCUAUCUUCAAUCAUUCAAACAAUUUUAAGUAAAUAAAAUGAAAUUUCAAUUCAA